AUGGACACAGACUAUUCGAAGAGAGUGUACCAAGGCGUCAGAGUCAAGCAUACAGUCAAAGACCUGCUGGCAGAGAAGAGAUCCCGACAGACAAAUGGGCCCAGAUACAGUGGAGGAUCAACCACUCCGCCUUCAUUUGUCCAGAUGCCAGGGUCUCACAUGUUGCCCAGCUACUACGGCGUGAGGCGUCCCUUCAUCUCCGACUCCGACUUCUGUCCAUCCACCAAGCUGUUCUCCCCUGACGUCUACUCCUCAAGCCUCGGGGGUAAACAUCUGGGCUGCGACCCGUCCACGAUGUCCGGCUACUCCUCCCUUAUUGACAGCUACUACCCAGAGGCCUUUGGUGAUUACCGCAGCGCCUCCGCCUUCUCCAGCUCUGGAGGAUCCUUCCUGCAAUCGUCGGCCCUCUCUUCCCUGCCGCCUCCCUUCAAUGGAGAGUCCUCGCAUCUUUUUCUGAGAGACUCAUGGGAGCAGUCGGUUCCAGAGCCAGUAUCCCAGGUGGAGGCUCUAUGUCCUGACGGCCUGGCCUCCGUCAGCAUCCCGCCCUCCAUGCCCAGUCCAGAGCCCCCGGGUAGCCCCUCCCAGUACCGGCCCACCAGCCGAGGCUCCUCCAUGUGCUCCGUCCCAGGCAGCCAGCCCUACACCCUGCACCCUCUGGAGGAAGCCCACUACCACUCUUUAACCAGCAGCUCCUAUACCACCCCCUCCUCCUCCUUCGCCUGCCCUCCAUAUAUGAGCAGCCCUGCCAGCGAUCUGGUGUCCAAGAUGGUUACGGAGGAGGCCAACGUCCACGGCAGCCUCCCAAACAAUGUUGAGGCUCAAGCCUCCUGGGCAAAAGAGGAUGGGGUGAGCCCCUGGUCGCCCUAUGAGAUCAGGAGGGCCUUCUGACUGGAUGACAGGCUACUGGUUCAGAAUAAAGAGGAAGACGGACGUUUCACAGACAGUUAAACAGACAGUACAGAGACAAUUCUGGGACGUGUUUUGUAAAUAGGACAAUUUCUUUGCAUCCAUAGCAUCAAGGUGUCCAUAUGUCCAUAUUCCAACCUGAUGUCAGGGCAAUGUUCCUAUUUAUUGCUUGAUUUAUAUGUUACAGAGUGGAGGAAUAACUUGUGACAUGCCAUAAAAUGAAAAAUGGAUGAAAUAGGAUUUUCACUUUUAUGAUGUAUCAUACUAGAGUUUGUGUUUGUUUUAAAAAGCCAUGUUACAUGUUUAAACUCUUUUAAGAUGUAAAUGGUUUCUAUGCCAAAGGGGGAACUUCUCUAGUGGGUAUGGGGAAAUGUUGUGGAGUUUCUCAGCUCAUUUGAAAAAAUAUAUAAACAAUUUAGUAAAGUGUACAGUAUACCUGUAAUGUAUUUGUGUUAAGGUGAAAAUACAAGUCAGAUUUCAGAUUGGUGUGAGGCUCAUCUUUAUCCUCCUAACUGCAGCUGCAGCACCUUGAGCACCAGACUCCACCCUGAGUCAAUAUUUUCACGGCACUAACUGUUAGUGGGAAUUUCUGUAAAGUGAGCAGAUGGAUAAAUGGUUAAAAUGACCAGUAUCAGAAAAAACACGCAC
Molecule: messenger RNA, 1554 nt
Organism: Platichthys flesus (European flounder)
Lineage: Eukaryota; Metazoa; Chordata; Actinopteri; Pleuronectiformes; Pleuronectidae
Product: POU class 2 homeobox associating-factor 2-like
Exons: 5
Coding region: 1-888 (295 amino acids)
Molecular function (GO): POU domain binding; DNA binding
Source: RefSeq, a predicted model, not a curated record